CUAACAAAUUCACUAAAGUUCUUCUAAUUAACUGUAUAACAAUACAUGAUAAUAGUCUUAUAAUGUUUUUUACCUCUUUUAUUUUUUUAUUUUUUUUUGAAUAAAUACAAUAAAAAUAUUAAAUACUAUUUUCAAUCUAAUUUAUAAUGUUGUACUUAGAAGAUUAUCUCGAAAAUAUCGAGCACUUGCCACAAGAGAUGAGAAACCGCUUUACAAAAAUGAGAGAAAUGGACUUACAAGUAGAAAAUUCUAUGGAUUGCAUAAAAAAAAAUGUGGAUACUUUGUUUUUAAAAGCAGACAAUAUGAAUCCAGAAGAAUUGGAAACUAAUUUUAAAGCAAUCAUGAAAGAAGGAGAAAAAUCUGUAGAACAGUCUGAGGAAAAAGUUCAAUUAGCUAACCACAUGCAUGAACUUAUGUCAAAAUAUUUGAGACGAUUAGAUCAUGAGUUACACAAAUUUAAAAUGGAACUAGAAGCUGAUAAUAGUGGUAUCACUGGACUAAUUGAAAAAAGAAGUUUGGAUUCAGAACAAAGUAAUAUUAGUAUUCCAAAUCAAAAAGAAAAUAAGUAUCAAUUGAAUAGGUGUCUUUUUAAUGAUAAACAAGAACCAUUAAAUCAUGUUAGUACUUCCAAACAAAAAUCAACAUCAAUAGCUUCAAAUUCUACUAGUAGUGAUGUAGCAUCACCUUCACGCCGUGAUACAAGUCCUGCAAACUCUCGAAUGGUACCAUCUUCAUUAUCAUACACAUUGGGACAUAUGGGAGCUGGAAGUCCUGCAAUUGCAGCAGCUGCAUCCCAAGCUAUUGUUGCUACUCAACAAUUGUCUCAAGGUCGUAGAACAGCUAGUUUAAAAGCAUCUCUAGAAGCAAUUAAUUCUGGAGCUAACUUGACAGGUCAAAUGAGCUCUACUUCAGGUGUUCUACCAUCGGAAUUGCCUAUUAGUAAAGAAUUAGCAGGUGUUGCACAUUUAGUCAAUCCUAAUAUGGAUGGAACUAGGAAACAUAGAAGGCGAGGAGGUACUCAAAAUUCACAGUUGUCCACUGAAGAAGAUAUGGAUGAACCAAUUGAUCCCAAUGAACCUCGUUAUUGUAUAUGCAAUCAAGUUGCCUAUGGUACAAUGGUUGCUUGUGAUAACAAAGGGUGUCCAUAUGAAUGGUAUCAUUGUGAAUGUGUUGGUAUAACAGAUCCACCAAAAGGCAAAUGGUAUUGCCCUCAAUGUAUUACAACAAUGAAGAGUCGUAGAUCACGAAAAACCACAUGA
This is a messenger RNA of Melanaphis sacchari, 1259 nucleotides long. Its product is annotated as inhibitor of growth protein 3-like. The coding region runs from base 147 to 1259 and encodes 370 amino acids. Lineage: Eukaryota; Metazoa; Arthropoda; Insecta; Hemiptera; Aphididae. The transcript is spliced from 9 exons. The record is from RefSeq and is a predicted model, not a curated record. Gene Ontology annotation, biological process: regulation of DNA-templated transcription. Gene Ontology annotation, cellular component: NuA4 histone acetyltransferase complex.